This is a messenger RNA of Hemiscyllium ocellatum (epaulette shark), 2270 nucleotides long. RefSeq names its product protein phosphatase 1, regulatory subunit 35 (gene ppp1r35). Gene Ontology annotation, molecular function: phosphatase binding. Gene Ontology annotation, biological process: negative regulation of phosphatase activity. The transcript has 5 exons. The record is from RefSeq and is a predicted model, not a curated record. NCBI's taxonomy places the organism in Eukaryota, Metazoa, Chordata, Chondrichthyes, Orectolobiformes, Hemiscylliidae. Bases 316 to 1326 code for a protein of 336 amino acids.
UCUUCCUCCCCUCCCACUGAGUGACGUCGACUACGUUCGGGUCCCGCCCUCUUUCGCGGCGCUGCAGCCCAGGCGACAGUUGGCCGCCCGCCGUUGCUGGGGCGACGGUGACUAAAAGUUUUUAAAAUUUAAACGGAGAGAGGAGAAGACUAAACCCCAGCACGGCGUUCCCGAUAUUAUAGUGUCUUGACGAUUUGGAGGCGAUCCCGUCGUCGAAAGUGACCAAAAAGUUGUCAACCGGCAGCCGGGUCAAAGGUCAGGGGCAAGAGACAUGAUGGAGACAGAUUGAGGUAUUCAGAUUCCCUGCUGUUGAAGAUGAAGACAGAUACUUUGACCUACCCUAGAAAGAUGUACGCCCCUCAGAACUAUGCGGAUGAAGACAGUCUCCCCGUUCGGGCGGUGCCAAGACCGCUGGAUGUAGAGCCAGUUCGGAUGGACUCCCUCUCUGACCUGGAUGUGUCCCUGACACCCGACAAGAUUGGCAAGUCCGUGGGAAUACUGAAAAAGCGAGAAGGGCCAGGCAGCGAUGUGGCAAGCAGGAGAGUCAGCCGGCGGCAGGUACGGUUUGACACUGACCCUGGCUCGGAGGGCUCUGACAAGAAAGCAUUAAUCCCAGGUGACCCAGACCACCAGGAAGACGGCACAAGCCCUGUGGACACAGCUCCGGAAUUGGCUUCCGAGGGGACGGAAUCGAACGUUCAGACUGUGACCAAUCCAUCCUCCAGCAACGAGAAGGCUAAAGGCCCCAGAGACCACGGCGACUCACGGAAGACCAGAGCAGUCAAAGCAGCCAGGCCAAGCAGGGCUUGCAAGCCCCCUCGGCAGGGAGGGCUCCUGGGGGGUACUGAGGACCAUGGGGCCCCUCCCCUUGCCAUCCCGGAGUAUAACACCACCCUGGCAUUGGGGCAGGAGCUUCAGCAGCUGAGGAAAGCAGGCUUUGAUGCGAAAAAAGCUGCCGCAGAGCAGCUGAAGAGGUCGUCGGUGACAAGGAAUUGCGUAGAGGGGAAAGUGUCGGAAGGCCUGAACGUACCAAAGGACCAACAACGUUACAAAGGACUGGUGAGCCUGGAGGUGCCUGUGGAUGAAGUGCUGAGUGUGGCUGCACAGGAGAAAAUGCUGCUGGUCAAACCGAGGCCAGAGAGCAAGAAGCAGGUCACUGAGAUGGAAGCCCCUGAUCUCAUGAUGUUCUAUGAUCCACUGGAGCUGUUAACGGAGACCCCUUACCUCUCCGUGGAGGGCCUGCCUGACUUGAAGGUGCAGCCACAGCCAAAACCUGCUGCUUCAUCCUUUGACCUUUUUCGCAAGCUAAAACAGUGGGAGUCCUAGCUACAGCAAGACUGCAGGAUGGAAAGCUGUGGGAAUGUAUACUCAGUGUAAAAAGUGUACAUAUAUAUAAUUUAUAUCAGUCCUUUCAGCUGUAUAAUGUCAUUCCCAAUUAUGUUGAUGAAAACCGGUGGAUUUUGGAACAUUUCAAGACAGGACACUUUGAAAUUGGGCAAAGUAUUUUAACAUUGAAAUAUGAAUAUGUGGUGCUAGAAUAAGGUUUUUCUCACGUAAUGCUGCUGGUGACAGUAUUCCGAAACUCCCUCUAGCAACUAACAUUUCUUCAGUAACUAAUACCGUGAAGCACCAUAUUCAGUUUCAGAAUUACCCAUCAAUGCAGUGAACAAACCUCCAAACUUAUCGAAAUGGGCCAAACAGGUUCGCAAGUAGGAUUCUGAAGGGCUCUGCUCCCCUCUUAGACCACAGGGUCCACACCUUUAGGAAAAUGGAGAGAAAUCCGUCAAGUUUCUCUUCUUGCUUUUGGCCUACCUGAAAUAGGCCAAAGCCUUCCCUCAGGUCCCCAUGGAGAUGGGCAAUAAUGGUUCUAGGCUCAGUGUCACCUGCUGUGGAGGCACUGUUCGCACACAAGCUCCCACGGACAGCAAUGGAGGCAGGUGACCAUAUAGUCUGAUCUUGGUACUGGUUAGUUCAGAAGGAAUCUUGACCAGGAGAGAAUUUUCCUUUUUAACGCCCCACUCCAGUGGAAAAAUGUGUACUCCUCACGUUGGUGAAGACGGAAUUAGGCUAGUGUUCAGUUCACAGGCACAGUCAUCCCACUCCCUGACAGCUCCGAAAGAGUGUUUCAUAGAUUGUUUGCUCUUUUGUGGCUCUGAAUCCCCUCCCAGUAAGCAGCAUUCAGGAAUUUGAUCAUCACUCACCUUUUAUACUGCACAUUGCCAAUUUUAAAUAAUACAAAUUUUGUAAUUUUGUUUGCAUAACAAACUGAC